Molecule: messenger RNA, 1599 nt
Organism: Diutina rugosa
Lineage: Eukaryota; Fungi; Ascomycota; Pichiomycetes; Serinales; Debaryomycetaceae
Gene: AGP3
Product: Agp3p
Exons: 1
Coding region: 1-1599 (532 amino acids)
Biological process (GO): amino acid transmembrane transport
Cellular component (GO): membrane
Molecular function (GO): amino acid transmembrane transporter activity
Source: RefSeq, a predicted model, not a curated record
AUGCUGGAUUAUACCGAUACCAAGUCGAUACGAUCGACGCCAUCGCUGAGGGAAAAGGAACCCCAGGUGGUGGUCACCCAGGAGGAUGCGCUGCUGGAGACGACGCAGCAGUUGAAGCGGAAGCUUAAGGACCGCCACAUCUCGCUUUUGGCGCUUGCCGGGAUCAUCGGACCAGGGAUCUUGAUCGGGGCGCUGAUGGCGUUGCGCAACGGGCCGGGGUCGAUGGUGGUGGGGUUCGGCAUCAUCGGCCUUAUCGCCUUUGCCAUGAUGCAGCUGUUGGGGGAGUUGCUGACGUUGUACCCUUCGGGCGGGGCGUUCUCGACGUUGGGGGCAAAGUUCAUCGACCCCGCUUGGGGGGGCGCCGUGGGCUGGUUCUACGUCAUUAUCUGGAUCGGGGUGUUGGCCAACGAGUAUAACACCACCGCCGCCAUCCUUGAGUUCUGGGGGCCCCAGGUGCCACUUUACGGGUAUGUGCUUAUCUUCUGGGCGUUCUUCCUCGGCUUCCAGUUCUUGGGCGUCGGCGCCUUCGGCGAGGCCGAGUACUGGUUGGCGUGGUUUAAGCUCUUGGGGUUGGUGGCGUUCUACAUCUUUGCCAUCGUCUACUGCGCCGGGGGCAUCAAGGGCCACAAGGCGUUCGGCUUCCACUACUGGAACGACCCCGGGUCGUUCAACCACGGGUUCAAAGGGGUGGCGCUGACGUUUGUGUUUGCGCUGACGUUCUACUCGGGCACCGAGUCCAUUGCUAUUACUGCCGGCGAGCUGCGCAACCCGCUGCGAGCGGUGCCUAAGGCGAUCCGCCAGACGUUCUGGCGGAUCUUGAUCGUCUACAUGGGGGUGGCGGUGCUGUACGGGUUGACUGUCCCCUACAACGACCCCGGGCUCACCCUGCAAAACAAGACGCUUAAGCUGCCGAUGUCGAUCGCCAUCCAGCGCGCCGGGUGGCUGGGCGGGGUCCACUUGAUCAACGCCUUCAUCCUCGUCACCUGUAUCUCCGCCAUCAACUCGCUGAUCUACAUCGGGCUGCGGACGAUCGUCAACUUGGCCAAGGAGCGCAACGCCCCUUGGUUCCUCGGGUGGGUCAACCGCCACGGGGUGCCGUACAUGGCGGUGAUCUUGAUGAACGCCUUCGGCCUCUUGUCGUUGAUGAACGUGCUGACGGGGGCGGCGGAGGCCUACAACUACAUCGUCAACAUCUCCGGGGUGGCGGUGUUCAUUGUGUGGGGGAACAUCUCGUUGUACCACAUCCGCUUCCGCCUCGCGUUGAAAAAACAAGGGCGCCUGACCGACGAGCUCCCUUACAAGGGGUUGUGGUACCCGUGGAUCCCGUUGUUCUCGCUCGUGCUCAACGUGUUCUUGGCGUUGGUGCAAGGGUGGAUGUACUUUGUCCCCUUUGACGCCGCCAACUUCGUCGACUCCUACAUCUUGUUGCCCGUGUUCCCCGUGUUCUACGUCGGGCUUAAAUUGAUCAACCGCACCAAGUGGGUGACGUUGGACAAGGUCGACCUCGACGCUGGGCGCCGGGUCGACUUGGACAUCCGCGACGACGACGAAAAGGAAGUCGGCGGCUGGAAGGGGGUGGUGAAGGAGAUCUUUACCUAA